Molecule: messenger RNA, 955 nt
Organism: Dunckerocampus dactyliophorus (ringed pipefish)
Lineage: Eukaryota; Metazoa; Chordata; Actinopteri; Syngnathiformes; Syngnathidae
Gene: smpx
Product: small muscle protein X-linked
Exons: 5
Coding region: 338-616 (92 amino acids)
Cellular component (GO): costamere; muscle tendon junction; M band
Source: RefSeq, a predicted model, not a curated record
CAAAAACAAAAAACAUUCAAAUGAAGGAGAGUCAAGUGCAGUGACACUAUUUGACUAUGCAGUGGUCCGUCUCUGAGCGCGUCCGUGUGUGUUGGGAUGGAAAGCAUGUCCCUUCCGCGUGUAUCACUCGUCUAUUUAUAGUGAGAACAAAUCCCAGAUAUGAGAGGAAUCCUGCCACCACUUAAAGGCAGGAGGGAAGAGAGAGGAGGCGGGGAGAGAAAGAAGUGAGGAGAUGGGGAGUUGAGAGGAGCAGGGAACUAAUGCGAGGAGGCGUGUGUAAAGUCAGCCAUCCGUCAAUUGGAGUUUUGUAUCAUCACCAGCAGGUCAAGCUGCGAUUAUGUCCAAACCUUCGUCCAACGUCAAGGCCCUGCAGGCUAAUCUGAACAUCCCGAUGGGAGCUCUGCGUCCAGGGGCGGGACAUCCUGUGAGGAGAAGAGAGGAGACGGGAGACACACAUGAGGCUCACUCGCCGCCGGCUGAGCAGCCCGGGGAGUCGGCACACACGCCUGAGGACAAAAAGACGUUGCCGGGCGCCGUCAAGCUGCCGGGGCCGGCCGUCAACCUCUCGGAGCUGCAGAACGUCAAGAGCGAGCUACGAUGGGUCACCAAGGACUAACAUCUGGGCUGCCGUGCAAGGACCAGCGUCCAGGUGGCGAGCAAGACAAUAAAGACUCGCCUGCUGCUAUGGAGAUGCUACAAUGCGUUUGGCAACAUCAGCAGCUUUGUGUGACACGCUCGACAUCUACAAACUGUCAAACAUCUCUUGAAUAAAUGGAAUCAUUCGUACAAACGCAGCGAUCUGAUGUCUAUGAAGUCCACGACGAACAACGGCAAAGAGACUUUUUAGUAUCUAACAUUCUUUUACGACGAUUCAGCAAUGGCCGCAUUUCAGUUCAUGCGCUGUACUUUUUUUUUUGUCCUAUUGUUGUGUGGUUCCAAUGAAGCUGUCAUCUGC